GUACCGAGCGCAGCGCUAACCACACUGUGCCGUACAUUCCGCCCGCGUAGAAGCUCCAAAAAUAUGCAAAAAUAUGAGAAACUCGAAAAAAUAGGAGAAGGCACAUAUGGCACCGUGUUCAAGGCGAAAAAUCGCGAGACCCACGAGAUAGUCGCGCUCAAGAGGGUCCGGCUGGACGACGACGAUGAAGGUGUUCCCUCAUCGGCGCUCAGAGAGAUAUGCCUGCUCAAGGAGCUGAAGCAUAAAAACAUUGUUCGCCUGUACGAUGUGCUUCACAGCGACAAGAAGCUCACUUUAGUCUUCGAACAUUGUGAUCAGGACCUCAAGAAGUAUUUUGAUAGCCUUAAUGGUGUUAUCGACUUGGAUGUCGUCAAAUCAUUCCUAUAUCAAUUACUCAGAGGACUGGCAUUUUGCCAUAGUAGAAAUGUCCUUCAUAGGGAUCUCAAACCUCAGAACCUGCUCAUCAACGAGAAUGGUGAGCUAAAACUGGCAGAUUUUGGAUUAGCGAGAGCAUUCGGUAUACCAGUAAAAUGUUAUUCGGCAGAAGUUGUGACACUCUGGUACCGUCCACCCGAUGUUCUGUUUGGAGCCAAACUUUAUACCACUUCCAUUGAUAUGUGGAGCGCAGGCUGCAUAUUCGCAGAGUUGGCCAAUGCUGGCAGACCAUUGUUUCCAGGCUCGGAUGUGGAUGAUCAAUUGAAGAGAAUAUUCAAAAUGUUAGGUACACCUACAGAAGAGACCUGGCCUGAUAUAUCUACUCUUCCAGAUUAUAGACCUUUUCCACAGUAUCAUCCUACCCAAGGAUUAGCUCAAGUCACACCCAAACUCACUGCUAGAGGAAAAGAUUUACUUGCGAGAUUAUUAGUCUGUAACCCAGCACUUCGGUUAUCAGCUGAGGAAGCAAUGGCUCAUCCUUACUUCAACGACCUCAAUCCUGCCAUCAGAAAUGACAGAUGCCAAUAACAUUUUCCGGCUGUAGAUUAGCGCGGCUGAUAGUUAAGCGGCGCAAGACCAAAAUACGCGUGGUAAAAAUUAUUUUUACAUAAAUACAUAAAUCUAUUGUUGAGCGCUAAAUUUAUAUAAAAACUUUGACGAUAAAACAGUAAAUCAUUGAUUUCAUGAUUGCAAACAAUGUGGGGCAUCGAAAAAUGAUACGCCCUACUAAUCGAUAACGUUCUAAACAAUCCUAUUCACGUAAAUGCGGCAUAGACACGGACUACUUGAUCAAGAAAAAUUAUUUCUUUAUAUAGAUGCAAUAAACUGUUAUAAAAAUUAAUACAAAAUAAUUUUUCAAUAAAUUAAGUUUCGAAAUCACAAAUUCGAUAUCAUACAAAGUUAUUUCAAGCAAAUCGCAUUGCAAGAUUAGCACGACUUGUGUGUAGCGUGUGUACAAAUAUCUCGUUAAACUCGAUCAAUUUGUAAAUUUUUUAAUUGAUUUUGUAAUUGUCGCAUCUUUAUUUUACAUCGCGUCGAAAUGGAAUCUAUGUGCCUCUUGCAACUUUUCAAUCUUAUCUUCUCGUCUUUCCUUCCAGUACAGAGCGGCGAUAAUCGCAGUGAUCAGUCCGCAGGUUCCCGUCAACGCGGCGGCGCUCAGCAGGAUUAGUUUACUGGGCGUGACAAAAAGCUGCGCCUUCCAUCUCGAGGGAUCCUCCGGGGGAUUCGGUAUGACUACCAUCUGGGAGUUCGGAAUAAUUUGUGGCCAUUCCCGAGAUCUGUUUGACAGCUGAUGAUUCCAAAAGAAAUACAGAAGAUUAAGCAAUCGUUCGUCGAUUUUCCUGGUUAGAAUAUUAAAUUGAACCCAAGACAAUACGCGCUGAUAUCGUUAUAUUCACCUAAUGAUACGGUAAAGAUAUACUAUGUAACAUUCGUUUCGUCUCAAUAGCGUCGACUAUUUAACUCAAAUCAACGCUCAAUGGUUACAACAACUCUUUUCCUUAAAUAUAUUCAAUUAAAUUUUCUAUCCAGGAUUGUGUGUCCGUGUGUAUGUGUUCAGUGAUUUGUGCUGUCAACCAAAGACAAUACUUUUUUUUGAAGGAGUAGAAAUCGAUUUGGUCACAAGCUCGAAAGCUUGAAAAUUACUCAUAACAGAAUGCCAAAAACAAAUCUUAAUGUUUAAGAUAUUUGUACGAUUUUACAUGUUUGAUAAAUCAAAAGCUGCGAAAGGAUAUAAUGGAUUAGAUGUGUAGAAAGUUUUCAGAUUAUUUAGACCAAGGAUAAUUUCUUUCCCUUCAAGUUAAUGUUUUUAAAAUUAAAUUUUAUUCAAUUAUUGUGCAUUUAAAUUUCUAAUCAUCAAAAAUUAUAUGUAAAAUAUUUUCGAAUACUUUAUGUCUCUCUACAAACUCUUUGACAAUGACUCUUUCAGAAAUGUCAGUAUUUGUAAUUAAACUAUCUCAUAAGAUUAAAUAAAUAUAAGAAUUGUAUAUGAAAA
Messenger RNA from Nasonia vitripennis (jewel wasp), 2428 nucleotides. RefSeq names its product cyclin-dependent kinase 5 (gene Cdk5). Gene Ontology annotation, cellular component: cytoplasm; nucleus. Bases 64 to 963 code for a protein of 299 amino acids. The transcript is spliced from 6 exons. Gene Ontology annotation, biological process: axonogenesis; protein phosphorylation; synaptic vesicle transport. Lineage: Eukaryota; Metazoa; Arthropoda; Insecta; Hymenoptera; Pteromalidae. The record is from RefSeq and is marked validated. Gene Ontology annotation, molecular function: cyclin-dependent protein serine/threonine kinase activity; ATP binding.